Pomacea canaliculata is the source of this 6224-nucleotide messenger RNA. Its product is annotated as sphingomyelin synthase-related protein 1-like. Gene Ontology annotation, molecular function: ceramide cholinephosphotransferase activity; sphingomyelin synthase activity; protein binding. The transcript is spliced from 6 exons. The record is from RefSeq and is a predicted model, not a curated record. The coding region runs from base 207 to 1595 and encodes 462 amino acids. Gene Ontology annotation, cellular component: endoplasmic reticulum membrane; Golgi membrane. Gene Ontology annotation, biological process: ceramide biosynthetic process. NCBI's taxonomy places the organism in Eukaryota, Metazoa, Mollusca, Gastropoda, Architaenioglossa, Ampullariidae.
CAAGCCAAUGAAUUCUGGUGUCUUAUUAGUGUAAUUUUUAGAUUUUAUGCCCCAACGGGAUACUGUUUUGAUGAAAUUUCAUUGGUGAUCGAGGAAUUUGUAGGACGACAUGUUAUUUGCGAGACAACUUGCGGGAUGAAAUGUAGUGUCAUAGUCACAUAGAAAGAAGUAAUUUUUUAACACAUAAUUACACAUUCAACUGCAAAAUGGCGAUACAUCUUAGUGAAUGGACUUGUGAUGAUGUCGAGAAGUGGUUGGUUGAGCAAGGUUUUGCUGACUACUGCGACAUUCUGUGCCGCCAGCACAAGCUUGAUGGCCAAGUACUUCUCAUGUUGACAGAGGACGAUCUGAAGCAGCCGCCAAUUAAACUAACAGUGUUGGGCGACAUUAAGCGAAUCAUGAACAAAAUCAACCAUCUUAGAGCUAGUGACCCAGCUUAUGGACCCUUUUUCCUUAACAAUGGCAUUGGUUUAUCCAAAAUGAAUAUGAUGGCUAAUUCUCAGAGUGCAUUGCCAACAGGCUAUUCUUCAGGUGACAUUGAUUCUAGCGAGAAACUCAUCCUAUCCAACCAUGAGUUGUCUUACAAAUCUGCAUCUCGUCCAUAUAUGAGAUCUUCCCAAGAGAGGGAAUCCAAGUCCUUGGACCCAGAACUAUGGAAGACUUUUCUGAGCUUUGUUUAUGUCUUUUCUGUAUUUCUUUUGACAGCUUUUGUAAUGGUGAUUGUACAUGAUCGGGUACCAGAUAUGCAAAAAUACCCACCACUGCCUGAUUUGUUUUUGGACAAUAUGCCUUACGUGCCGUGGGCCUUUGAAGCCUGUGAACUAGUUGGUACUACCCUUGCCAUUAUCUGGUUCGUCGUGCUAAUCUUUCAUAAACACAGGUUCAUCUUACUUCGACGCAUGUUUUCUCUUCUUGGCACAAUAUUCCUGCUGCGCUGCGUGACAAUGCUGAUUACCUCAAUGUCAGUUCCAGGCCAGCAUCUUCAGUGUGUGGGAAAGAAGUUUCGCGGGCUGGAUGGCACCUCGUCGCGGGCCGGAUAUGGCCCGCGGGCCGUAGGUUGGGCAUCCCUGGCAUGGGAGACUAUUUUCAAGAUGCGAUAUGGUGAUAUGUGGUCAAGGAUACAAAGGACCUUCGAUAUCUGGUGUCGUUUGGGCAUGAGCAUACAAGGCGUGAAGAGCUGUGGAGACUACAUGUUCAGUGGUCAUACAUCCAUCAUCACCAUCCUUAAUUUCUUCAUUACUGAAUAUACACCUGCAAGUGAAAUGUAUUACCUUCAUAUGGUCUCUUGGGUACUUAAUGUUUUUGGUAUUUUCUUUAUCUUGGCUGCUCAUGAACAUUAUUCCAUUGACGUUUUCAUUGCCUUCUACAUUACUUCUCGCCUCUUCAUGUAUUAUCAUACACUUGCCAACAACCGUUCAUUGAUGCAACAGGAUGCAAAUAGGACAAGGGUGUGGUUCCCUCUAUUUUCAUUCUUUGAAUCACGUUGUGAUGGUGUGGUGCCCAAUGAAUAUAAGUGGCCUUUCAAAAUGCCCAAGCAAAUUAAAGAGCUUUUUAAAAGGAACCAAACAUCGACACCAAAUAGAAAAGAUGACUAAAUAAGGUAUAAGUUGUGCUGGAAUUGAAAAGUUUUUUUAAAGAAAAUUGCUAGGGUGAAAUUUUCUUUUUACUUCCUUUUUCAAGCGAUGAAAAAUCUUGCCUAGAACUAGAAACCAUAAUGUCUGUCCUAAAAUAUUUAUCCGAAACUUUGGAGGGGAACCAGUGCCAAAUAUUUAUGCUUGGCUUGUUUUCUUUAUUUAGAUGGUGUGAAGGUUUGUUUAUUUUAAACAAAGUUUAUUUUUAAAAGCUUUAUGUCUAGAAACAAAAGUUUAUGUGAACAGCAUUUGGUUUUUUAAGUGGGCAACUAUCUGUAAUAAAUUUCCCAUCCUUAUCAGUAUAUAUAUACACUUCUUUGAAAAUGUCGUGUCUAUAAGACUUUCACGUGGCUACAUUACCAUUUACAAUCAAAGAUUAUUCUCAACUAUUUCUAGGUGGCUGAAAUAAACAUUUAAAACAUGGCUAUACAGUCAAACUUUUAUAAGUUAAAGCUUAUGAAAAAAAAAAUAAAGUUACAGAAGGUUCAAGUUAAGGAAGUUGGUCGAAAAAAAGAACAUUUUUUCACUGUAGACUUAUUUUUAUUUCUGCAAGUGCUCAUGCGUCGUUAUUCCCAGCCAAAAAGUCUUUAUGGACAUCUGACAACAAUUUCUCUUUAUUUCUUUCAUAAUAAAUGAGUCGAUGAUGGUCAAAAAUGUUCAUGAGUACGUCUUCACACUAUUCAAUCAGUGAAUGAAUAUGUCAGCAUGGUUCUUGCCUCCUUCAGGGUCGGAAGGAGUACACAAUUUUACACUUGCCGACAGAUUUUCAAAUGGUUUCAUCAUGCUGACCGGCUUAAAAUUAUUCCAGCUGUGGAAGUUUUUGACGAGGCCGAUUCAAGCUAUGAAAGUUGAAUAUGCAUUGGUUUAAUGGGAAACCAACCAAAUGAUGUGUAAAGUUUGAGUUAGGGAAACUUUCAACUUAUGGAAGGUCAACUUACAGAAGUUCAACUGUAAUUGGUAAAUGGAAAGAGUUUAGGUGGUGUCACUAAAUGUUCAGCAAGAAUCUCUUUUUAUUGUUGGCUGAUUUCUGUUUGGUAUAUGUGAAGUUAUAACCAAGAUUGUUGGUACACUAUACACCUAGAUAGAACUGCUUCCUGAAAAAUCUUUACAAAAUGUAUCCUAAUUGAUUGUUAAAGUGUGCCAUGAAAAAAAGAAAACCAAAUAGUAGAGAUAAAUACAUGAAUCAUCAGUAAGAUUUUUUUCACUUGUUCGGCACUUGAAAAAGCAUUCAAAAUUAAAUAGCUCCAGUGGCCUAGGAAAUGAUUAAAUACAGAAUAAAAGUAGCAAAUUUCUGUAACAGUUGUAUUUCCAUUGGUGGUUGACCAUUCUGCUGAUGUAGCUGACAACACCAUAUUUAAUGUCAAGGCAUUAAAGUUAUAAAAAUAUUACUUGGGCAUUAUCAUAAUUAUUAUAUAUUAUCAGUGGUAAUUACAUUUUGCCAUUAGCAGUGAUUAAUGAGAGUACAUGGGCUGUCCUUGUCAGCUACAUGCGACCAUUAAACUUUCAUAUUUUGAAAGCGAGUUUUUGUUAAUGUCAAGGCAUUAAAGUUACAACAUGUAGGCAUUAUCAGAAUAAAUAUCAUCAUUGGUAAUUUCCCAUAAGCAGUGAUGAAUGAGAGUGCAUGGGGUGUCCCUGUCAACUCGUGCCGUCAGAUUUUGUAGGCAGGUUUUGUGGUGGUCUGUUUCUUUUUACAGGUAUUUCCAAAGAAAAAGAUCAGCACUAAAUUGCUUUUAAAGAAGGAUAAACAGAUCUGAGUUCCUUAAUUUAGAAAUGCUAGAGAGUGAGUACUUAUUCUGUCUGAUAGAAGAUUUACAAUCCUGCAAUGAGAGAGAACAUUUAUUUGAGAAUAUAUGGAGCAGAUUUUAAGAACAUAAUAAAAACAUUUAGUAACAUGUGUCCAGAAACUUCAAUAAACUCAAAUAAAAAACCAAAUCAAACCAUAAAUAACAAAAUUCUUUAUCAGGUUAAUCAAGAGACAUAUUUUUGAUAAUUUUAUACUUCUACAUGAGCUUGAUGUUGUAGCCAGUAUAGUCGAGAAUUAAAGUCUAAUAUAGAUAUGGUUAGUAUUUUGGUAAUGUGUGGUAUCGGGGUCUUUCAAGGGGGAAAGGAAGAGUGUGGAAUUUUAAAAUUUAAAGAGACCUUAAACUGUACAAACCCAGAAGAGCUUUCCACAUUAGAUGUAAACUUUUCAACAAUUUGGAAAGUUCUUUUUUAUGAUGCUUAGUUUAUUAAAAUGUGUUCUGUAACAGUAUUAAGUACACAAUCAGAUCAGCAUGUUUGAGGUAUGUGUCAAACUAUGCACUGUGUUGUGCUUGCUGCAAUGUGAAGCUGUUAGGGUAACUCAUAUUUGGCAAAUUUUCUAUCAAUAAAACGGGGUACAUUAUUGUGUAAAUAUAGAAUUUGUUUAAAGUUAUUGCUCUGUUGCAUGAGACAGAGUGUGAGAUGGUCGUAUCUCACAAUUGAUGAAUGCAUGAAAUGCUUAAUACAGAACAAAUAAUACAAAUGCUGUAUGUCUAACUAGCCUGCUCAGUAUUGUUCAAAUGGUGCCAAGACCCUGGUGAAUAUUUUUUUUUUAUCUCAUUACUUUUGCAAAUGUUUUUCCAUCAUUUCUUUACUCUUAGUCUUUGUGUACCCCAGGGUUAAGACCUUUAAAAUAUAUUUAAGAUGUGAGAAUAUGUUCAUAUCUAUGUGCACAAAAAAUCAGCUACCUUAUUCAGGAUGCAAGUAAAUGUCUUGAAACAUUUCGUCCAAAUCCUGUAAAAUUUUAUAUGAAUUUUUGUUAUAGUUUGUUUCCACUGUAUUGAGAACAGCAUUGCUAGUUUAUUCAUAGCCAUAAUAAGAUUGAACAGGUUACAGGAGCUUAUGGCUCUGUUAAUCUUUAUGCAUGCAAAUGCUGAUGUGAUGUUCAUAUUUAUGAACUGCUGUAAUUUGAUGUAAUGUGAUACUAUGAAUCUUCAUAGGCGUUUUUAUGUCAGUCAUAGUGUCAGCUUUGCGUGCCCUUGAUCUUCAUAUUUAAUAAACUGUCUGCAAUAGAGGGUAACAGAACAGAUAAGUAGAAAUUGUUACGCACCAUCAUGUUAAUGAAUAACACACUAAUGGAAAAAAAUGCUUCAUUGUGGACUCUGCGAUCAGAUCACCUGUUGACCAUUUGCAAAGAGUAUUAUAAUAUUUGACUGUAUGAAGGAAAAUUCUUAGCUUGUUACCAUGAACACAACAAUUACCUAAGUCAAAAUAGAGUUAAGCCAGUUCAAAGAAUCUGCACUGUGUGUUGAGCAGUGCAAUCUUAGUUUAGAAUCAAUUGUUGAUCUUUUUGUCUUGAACACAUUUUAAAUGUAGUAAAACCAAAUGAUUACAUUUUAUUACAUUUCUUCAAAGAGCUAGUGCAUCUUUGACCAGUGCCUGUAAUUUGAGGGAUCAAUUGAACUUGUGAUAUUUUUUAAACUUAAGGAGAUUUUGCAUUGAGGAUCUUUUAAUAUGUCCAUCAAAUUUUACAAAACCUGUUCUCCUGAUAAUGGUAGGCUGAACAUAAGCGCAGUUUUUAAAAAAAAAAUGAAAGGCAGAUGUUUUUGUGUAAUCUUUGCUGAUAUGAUGAAAUUUAUGAGAAUAUCAUGACAACUGGGUCAGCAGCUUCCAUCAGACUGGUUCUUUCAUUUUUGCUGUGUAUACAUAUGCACUGCUGACUGUAGGUCAGAGCUGUCUAAUCUCAUGCAUAAAAGCAUACAGAUUUAGCAAUACCUCACCAUGUAAUAAUUUCAUACCCCUGAAAAAUGUUAUCAGACUUCUGAUGUGCUUCUCAAUGCUUUUGCAGCCACUGGAACACUGCUACUUUUUUACUUGUUUACCCUAUUUUUGAUAUUCAUGCUGUUAGAAUUUUAUGUUUUCUAGUCUGUUUUAUUCUUUGAAAGAGGUCUCUGUUUUUACUAUAUUAGUAAUAUUUUGAGACCAUGUUUGACAAUUAUAUUUUAUUUGGUGUUUGGAAAUGUGAGAUCAGUAGACAUAAGUCAACAUUUAAAAAAAAAAAUUAUUGACCAUCGUCAGUCAGUUCUCACAGUAUUUUUGUUUUCAAAUGUUUAAAGUUCAGACUUUAACAGGAUUGAUGCUUGUCUUUAAAAUACCUUUAUUAUGACUUUAAUUGGUACUUGCUGAAGUUGGGGUUUGAAAACUUUCUUUAAAGAAGUGUGUACUCAUCUUUAAACUCAUGGCUUGGUGGGAUGGGGAUUUAGCUAAUAAAAGUACCUUUUUGUUAAAACCUAAACACUUGUAAUUUUUUAAAAACUUAGCUUCUGUGCAUUCAGUGCCUCUCAGUGAUCUCAUGUUUUCUUCUAGAAGAUGCUUUUCAAUUUUAAGAGAAUAUGUGUUUGUUUCUUUAAAAAUAUAACAUUUCUUAUAUAAAAGCAUUAAUUGUCCAGGUGAGUUUUUCUUUGCAAUAAUAGGGUAGUCACAAAAACUUGUUAACUGGUGCCAUUUAUUCCAUUGGUCUAAUGUUGAUGACCCAUAAAUGUGAUACUAUUUUGUAAUUAAAACAAAUAUUACAUACUGAAACUGCUUGCAUGGAACUUGCCUGAGGAAAAUAUAUAAGAGUUGUACAUAUAC